AUUACAGAGGGCUACUUGUGUCUUAAACAUGUGACUAAGUGAGAGAGAGAGAGAGCGCGCGCGAGAGAGAGGCACAGGGGGAGAGCCGAGGCGCCCAUGCCUGUUAUCUGCUGAGCGUCUACCUACAGUUUCUAAGGGAUCUGGACGCUCCGCUCCUGCGCUCCUCCACACGGCGAUGCGGAGUAGGCGGGUCAAGUAGGAAGAACGACGCCGGGGCGGAAUUCACAACGGGAUAUUUAGCUGUCUUCGUGGGGCGGCUGUCCGUGUCCCGGUACCCGCAUUCCGUCGCAUCCGUCCGACGCUGGGACCCCGACGGGUUUAUGGCUGAAUCCAUUGCGCUCCGAGGCGUCUUUUUUAAUCUUCUAAUCGUCAGCUCCUUUGCGCUCCUCGAGGCUCUCUCCUCCUCCUCCUCCCCCUCCUCUCUCCCCUCCUCUCCGUCUCUCCUCUUGACUACAUCUCCUGCUGGAUGAUUUCAUUUUGUAAAGUCAUUAUCCCGAGAAAGGUCAAAGCCUUUGCUUCCAGGAACGUUGCAUUACUCCAGGAUAAGCCGACUGUCACCCCUAGGCGCACACCGUCUGCUCCCUCAAAGUUUCUCACUGGUGUAGAACCGUGCGUCGGAUUUGUCCGGAGCAGCCUUCCUCGCCACAAUCACUUUUUUUUCUUCCUUUUUACCUUUUCUCGGAUCCCUGUGUGUAGGAGUGAUUUUUUGGAGUGCUUCUUCCCCUCUGCGGAGUUGCUACUGAACCCAGACAAACUGUGAAAUGAGUUUUUCGACCAUUUCGUCAAUUGAGAGCCACCGAGAUUCAGCGAGAGAAUGGGAGAUACCGAGUUAAACUUUAUCUGCUGUUCCACACCGCGGUGUUCGGGGGCCGUUGAGGUGAUGCAGGUCCCCCGGUCAUCCCAGUGGAGGAGCCAGCUGAUGACAGGUGUCUCUGUCUGCUGAACGCAGCCCCAUCCCCUCCCCUCCCUCAUCCCUCCCCCUCCCGCUGCACACCACUACCACCUCCUCCUCCCCUCCCUCCAUCUCUGAUGGCUCUAUGGGGCGUCGUCAGCCUCAGCCUUCACUGCUGGGUGUGUCUGCGGUCCGGUGCAGCGGCAACGGCGGCAGUGGUCAGCCUGCCCAAUGACAAACCCGGGGGACCCCUGGACUGGCUCCUGUCGGAUAAGGGGCCCUUCCACCACUCCCCGGAGUACAUCGACUUCGUGGAGAAGAACCGGCAAGGCUUCUCCACCAGAUACAAGAUAUACAGGGAGUUCGGGAGAUGGAAGGUGAACAACUUGGCAGUGGAGAGGAGAGAUUUCCUGGAGUCUCCGUUACCUCUAACCCCUGAGUUCAUCAGGAACAUUCGACUGCUGGGCCGCCGGCCCACCACCCAGAUGAUCACUGACAAUCUCAUCAGGAAGUAUGGAACUCACUUUCUGUUGUCAGCUACACUGGGAGGAGAAGAGGCCUUAACGAUAUUUGUGGACAAGAGGAAGCUGAGUAAGAAAGCGGAGGUGAGCGAUUACUCUGGCAACUCUUCCACCGUGACUCUGGAGGCUCUGCACCAGCUGGCCGCCUCCUACUUCAUCGACAGAGAGAGCACGCUGCGCAAGCUGCACCACAUCCAGAUCGCCUCCACUGCCAUCAAGGUGACAGAGACCCGCACCGGUCCCCUCGGAUGCAGUAACUAUGACAACCUUGACUCCGUCAGCUCUGUGCUGGUUCAGAGCCCUGAAAAUAAAGUCCAGCUGCAAGGCUUGCAAGUGAUCCUUCCAGACUACUUGAGGGAAAGUUUCGUGCAGGCUGCUCUCAGCUACAUCGCCUGCAACGGGGAGGGCGAGUUCGUCUGCAAGGACAGCGACUGCUGGUGCAGCUGUGACCCCAAGUUCCCAGAAUGCAACUGCCCCUACAUGGACAUCCAAGCCAUGGAGGAGAGUCUGGAGAGGAUCACAGAGACGUGGGGGACGCUUUACAAAGAAUUUGAGGAAUCAGAUGAAUUCAAGGCCUUCUACGCAAGACUGCCCCAGACCUAUUUCCUGAAUGUGUCAACCAUACAACACUUGUGGUCACUGGACAGCCUGUUCCAGUGGCGAUAUGAGCAGCUGGAGAACAGCAUGAGGGUCCUAUCCAGACGAGCCCAGAGAGUCAUCUUCAAACUCUUCAGCCUCAGUAAAAGAUGUCACCGGCAGCCACAAGUGCGCAUACCCAGAGAGCGGCCCCAGUCCUACUGGCUGAGUCAUUUCCAGUCUCUCCUGUACUGCUCAGAGAACAACCAGCUCGGUGCAUUCUCAGAGGAGCUCCACAGUUGCAGCUGUCAGUAUGAGCACAGCCCCUGUCAGCUGCCGCCGCCCUGCUCCGUCGGGGAAGGCUCGGCCUGCGCGGCGUGUGCACCAGACAACCACACCCGCUGCGGGAGCUGCAACCCGGGCUUUGCCCUGACGCAGGGGGGCUGCAGGGCUAUGGUGGCCGACUCCACUGAGAACUACCUUGGGUUUGAGACGGACCUCCAGGAUUUGGAGCUGGGCUACCUGCUGCAGAGAGCCGACCGCAGGCUAGAGGUCCAUGCAAUCUUCAUCAGCAACGACAUGCGACUCAACAGCUGGUUUGACCCAUCAUGGAGAAAGAGGAUGCUGCUGACGCUGAAGAGCAACAAGUACAAGUCCAACAUGGUCCACAUGCUGCUGGGAAUAUCCCUUCAGAUCUGCCUUACAAAGAACAGCACGCUGGAGCCUGUCCUCACUCUCUACAUCAACCCAUUUGGAGGGAGCCACUCAGAGAGCUGGUACAUCCCUGUCAACGAGAACAAUUUCCCAGACUGGCAAGCCACCAAGCUGGACCUGCCGUUCGAGUGCUAUAACUGGACUCUGACACUGGGCAACAAGUGGAAGACAUUCUUUGAAACCAUCCACAUCUACCUUCGCAGCAGGAUAAAGACUCAGAACGGGGUGAAUGACAGCGUUUAUUACGAGCCUUUGGAAAUGACGGAGCCUGCUCGGAACCUGGGCUACAUGAAGAUCAACAGCAUCCAGGUCUUUGGCUACAGCAUGCACUUUGACCCGGAGGCCAUCCGCGACUUGAUCCUGCAGCUGGACUACCCAUACACCCAAGGCUCCCAGGACACAGCCAUGCUUCAGCUCUUGGAAAUACGGGACCGGGUGAACCGGCUGUCCCCACCGGGUCAACAGAGGCUGGACCUGUUUGCCUGUCUUCUCCGGCACAGACUCAAACUGACCGCCAGCGAGGUGGUCCGCAUUCAUGCCUCCUUACAGGCCUUCAGCUCACGUCUGCCCAAUUCGAUGGAUUAUGAGACUACCAAAUUGUGCAGUUAACAGCUGCUCUAAAGGAAACCCGGGCCAUUUAUGGAACAAGGAGAACUCCUGGACAUAAGACGAGUGCCCUAUGUGGUUCAGAUGCUUAUAUGUGUGCUUGGUCUCUGUGGAUUACCAAACUCUGUGGUUAAUCAGGCGAUGACCAGCUAUGGACAGCUAAGGAAUGUACUCAUCUGGUUGUUUUCAUUUUUGUUUUGUGACAACUACCUUCAGUGCUAUAUUAUAAAGAAUGGGCUGGAUCAGUGAGGAAAUGCACAACCGUUUCUCCAGAACAAACUCUUUAACAACAAGAAUUCUACAGUAAGAAACUCCCAAGUACCGCUACUUAAAGUUGAACCAUCCUGUUUCAAUAUGACUCUGCUCAUUUAUACUGUAAGUACUGACGCCAAGCGAAUGGACAUUUUAUGGUGAAGAUGGUACAGUCUGUUCGUUUGUAAUUUUUAUAUGUUUCUUUGCUUUAGUGACAGUGCACUUUCCAUGAAGACCAGAAUACAGUGGUGUCAGUCAAGAUUUUGUAGAUAAAUUGAUAUUAAAACAUCAUGUUAUAACAGA
Mugil cephalus (flathead mullet) is the source of this 3864-nucleotide messenger RNA. RefSeq names its product BMP/retinoic acid-inducible neural-specific protein 3-like. Lineage: Eukaryota; Metazoa; Chordata; Actinopteri; Mugiliformes; Mugilidae. Gene Ontology annotation, biological process: positive regulation of neuron differentiation; negative regulation of mitotic cell cycle. The record is from RefSeq and is a predicted model, not a curated record. The transcript has 9 exons. The coding region runs from base 1030 to 3312 and encodes 760 amino acids.